AAAGCGAAACCGCGAGUUAAAAGAGGAAGAAAACUACAAGCCCAAACUGUGUACGGUGGUGACGUGUCGAAUACGAUAUAAAUAGCGUACAGUUUCGCCAUUUUUGACUCAUAGUCCUCACCCCAUAGGGCGGGAACCACACUUUUCAGCAGAACAGAAGAGAACUACCUCAACCUCAUGCCUGAACCAAUCAUGAGUCUGCGCCAUGGCACUAAGGUUUGGGUUCACGACAGGGAUUUGGCGUGGAUUCCAGCUGAAGUAGUCGAAUCUUCAGGAAACAAUGUUACCGUUGCCACUGCUUCUGGCAAUAAGGUUAUUGCUCUUUCGCAGAACGUGUUUCCCAGGGACGCGGACGAAGAUGAGCAUGGUGGAGUGGAAGAUAUGACGAGGUUGGCUUACUUGAAUGAGCCAGGAGUGUUGUACAAUCUCCGCAGGAGAUAUGCGCUAAAUGAUAUCUAUACUUAUACAGGGAGCAUUUUAAUAGCUGUUAAUCCAUUCACAAAGCUUCCUCAUCUGUAUGAUAUUCAUAUGAUGGAGCAGUAUAAGGGAACUCCAUUUGGUGAGCUUAGUCCACAUGUAUAUGCUGUUGCUGAUGCUUCUUAUAGAGCUAUGAUGAAUGGAGGUCAAAGCCAAUCUAUCUUGGUUAGUGGUGAAAGUGGUGCAGGGAAAACAGAGACUACAAAAUUGAUUAUGCAAUAUCUUACCUUUGUUGGUGGGCGUGCUGCUGGUGAUGACAGAACAGUUGAACAACAAGUUCUUGAAUCGAAUCCACUCUUAGAGGCAUUUGGCAAUGCAAGGACUGUUAGGAAUGACAAUUCAAGCCGUUUUGGGAAGUUUGUUGAAAUUCAAUUUGAUUCAAAUGGUAGAAUAUCUGGUGCUGCAAUUAGAACUUACUUGCUAGAAAGAUCACGAGUAGUACAGAUAACAGAUCCAGAACGAAAUUAUCACUGCUUUUAUCAGUUGUGUGCAUCUGAAAGGGAUGUAGAGAAGUAUAAGUUGGGACAUCCACGUCACUUCCACUAUUUGAAUCAAAGUAAAGUCUAUGAAUUAGAUGGCAUAAACAGUGCUGAAGAGUACAUGAAAACGAGAAGAGCAAUGGAUAUUGUUGGCAUAAGUCAUGAGGAUCAGGAAGCCAUAUUUUGCACCUUGGCUGCAAUUUUACAUUUGGGAAACAUUGAAUUUUCUCCUGGUAAAGAGCAUGACUCAUCAGUACUAAAAGAUGAUAAAUCAAGAUUUCAUUUGCAGAUGGCUGCCAAUCUUUUCAGGUGUGAUUUGGACCUACUUCUUGCAACAUUAUGUACGCGUUCAAUACAAACCCGAGAAGGAAAUAUUGUCAAAGCUCUUGAUUGUAAUGCUGCUGUUGCUGGUCGGGAUGCUUUGGCAAAAACUGUCUAUGCUCGUUUAUUUGAUUGGCUUGUUGAUAAGAUCAAUAGUUCCGUGGGCCAAGAUAUCAAUUCCCAGAUGCAAAUAGGAGUUUUGGAUAUUUAUGGUUUUGAAUGUUUUAAGGAUAAUAGUUUUGAGCAAUUCUGCAUCAAUUUUGCAAAUGAAAAGCUUCAGCAACAUUUUAAUCAGCAUGUUUUCAAGAUGGAGCAGGAGGAAUACACCAAAGAAGAAAUUAACUGGAGCUACAUUGAAUUUAUAGACAACCAAGAUGUUUUAGAUUUGAUUGAAAAGAAACCCAUUGGGGUCAUUGCUCUGUUAGAUGAAGCUUGCAUGUUUCCAAAAUCAACGCAUGAAACAUUCUCUACCAAGUUGUUUAAACACUUCCUGUCACACCCUAGGUUAGAAAAGGAGAAGUUUUCAGAAACAGAUUUUACCCUUUCUCAUUAUGCUGGAAAGGUCACCUACCAUACAGAGACGUUCUUAGACAAAAAUCGUGAUUAUGUAGUGUUAGAACAUUGUAAUCUAUUAUCCUCUUCAAAGUUGCCAUUCGUGUCGGCUCUUUUUCCUUUGCUAACAGAGGAAUCUUCAAGGUCAUCAUACAAGUUUUCUUCUGUGGCUUCCAGAUUUAAGCAACAACUGCAAGCACUCAUGGAAACACUUAACACAACAGAACCUCAUUACAUUCGUUGUGUCAAGCCAAGUUCUUUGAAUCGACCACAAAAGUUUGAGAAUACUAGUGUCAUACACCAAUUACGUUGUGGGGGUGUCCUUGAGGCUGUUAGAAUAAGUCUGGCAGGUUACCCCACUCGAAGGAUUUACUCAGAGUUUGUAGAUCGCUUUGGAUUAAUAGCUCCCGAAUUUAUGGAUGGAAGUUACGAUGAUAAAGCUGUAACUCUGAAAAUAUUGCAAAAGUUAAAGCUUGAGAAUUUUCAGUUAGGUAGGACCAAAGUAUUUCUCAGGGCCGGUCAAAUUUGCAUUUUAGACUCUAGACGUGCAGAAGUUUUGGACAAUGCUGCAAAAUGUAUUCAGCGUCAACUGCGAAUGUUUAUUGCUCGCAGGGAUUUCAUCUCAAUUCGUGCUGCUACACUUUCUCUUCAAGCAUGCUGCAGAGGUUGCAUUAGCCGAAAGAUAUAUGCUUCUAAGCGGGAGACAGCAGCAGCUAUUUCCAUCCAAAAAUACACCCGUAUGUGUUUGAUGAGACAUGCUUAUGUGAAAUUGGGUUAUUGUGCUAUUAUUGUACAAUCCAAUGUUCGUGGUUUCACAACCCGACAAAGGUUCUUGCAUAGAAAGGAGCACAAAGCUGCCACUUACGUUCAGGCCUAUUGGAGGAUGUGCAAGGUUCGAUCUGCAUUCCUAAAACAUCAAAAUUCAAUUGUAGCAAUACAAUGCCUUUGGCGAUGCAGACAAGCAAAAAGAGAGCUUCGUAGACUUAAGCAAGAGGCUAAUGAAGCUGGAGCCCUGCGUUUAGCUAAGAAUAAACUUGAGAAACAAUUGGAAGAGCUUACAUGGCGUUUGCAUCUUGAGAAAAAAAUUAGGGAGACUAAACUACCUCAGAGGCACUCAUCCUUACAUCUUUUUUGUGGUCACUGUGUAUUUUUAUGUCGCUUCUAUGUGGGAAAGAAGAAUGCUAAGCAGAACAUGAUUUCUAAUGAAGAGGUUAAGCAUGUUGAGAUUUUCAAAUUACAGCAGAUGGUGGAGGCUCUGAAUCUUGAAUUAGAUGCUGCUAAACUUGCAACAAUUAAUGAGUGCAACAGAAAUGCAGUUUUGGAAAAUCAGUUGCAGUUAUCACUAAAGGAAAAAUCUUCUUUAGAAAGAGAGCUAGUUGCAAUGGAUGAAGUGCGAAAGGAAAAUGCUCAAUUAAAGGGUUCACUGGAUGCUUUUGAAAAGAAGAGCAUGGCUUUGGAGCUUGAGCUUGUUAGUGCUCGGAAAGACCAAGACAAAACCAUUCAGAAAAUGAGGGAGUUUGAAAACAAGUGUUCUCAACUUGGGCAAGAUGUGAAAAGCCUCCAGGAAAAGCUAUUUACUUUAGAGGAUGAAAAUCAUGUGCUUCGUCAGAAAGCCUUAACUGUAUCUCCUAAGAGUAACCAUCGAGGUUUAACAAAGUCAUUUUCAGAAAAACACUCAAAUGCAAUAGCUCCCCGCACUGAGCAAAAGCCCAUAUUUGAAUCGCCCACACCUACAAAACUUAUUUCCCCUUUUACACAUGGAAGUUUCUCAGACCCUCGUAGAUCAAAACUAACGGCAGAGAGGCUCCAGGAUAACAAUGAACUCCUCUCUAGGUGUAUUAAAGAGGAUUUGGGGUUCAAAAAUGGUAAACCUCUGGCAGCUUGUAUCAUAUACAAAUGUCUUCAUCAUUGGCAUGCCUUUGAAUCUGAGCGCACGGCCAUAUUUGAUUACAUUGUGGAUGGAAUUAAUGAUGUCCUAAAGGUUAGAGAUGAUGACACUGUCUUGCCAUAUUGGCUGUCCAAUACAUCUGCACUUCUAUGCCUCUUGCAAAGGAACUUGCAUUCAAAUGGGUUUUUAACAGCCACGGCUCAACGUUACGCCAGAUCAUCUGGCUUGACCAGCCGAAUAGGACAUAAGCUGAGGUCUCCAUUGAAGCUUAUUGGAUAUGAAGAUAGUACAGUACAUGUGGAAGCAAGAUAUCCAGCUAUUCUUUUUAAACAACAGCUUACUGCUUGUGUAGAGAAGAUUUUUGGCCUUAUACGUGAUAAUUUGAAAAAGGAGCUUUCUCCACUUCUGGCAUCAUGUAUUCAGGCACCUAAAACCGGUCGGAUGCUAGGUGGAAAAUCAUCUAAAUCUCCUGGUGGGCUUCCUCUGCAAUCACCUGUUGCUCAAUGGGACAACAUCAUCAAAUUUUUGGAUUCACUCAUGAGCAGAAUGCGUGUAAAUCAUGUACCAUCCUUUUUCAUCCGCAAGCUAGUUACUCAGGUUUUUUCCUUCAUCAACAUUACACUCUUCAAUAGCCUUCUGUUGCGACGUGAAUGUUGUAAUUUCUCAAAUGGUGAAUAUGUAAAGUCUGGGCUUGCAGAACUGGAGAAAUGGAUAGUUAAUGCAAAGGAGGAGUAUGCAGGAACAUCCUGGCACGAACUGAACUAUAUAAGGCAAGCUGUUGGGUUUCUGGUAAUACAUCAGAAGAGAAAAAAAUCUUUGGAAGAAAUUCGGCAGGAUCUUUGUCCGGCAUUAACAGUGAGGCAAAUUUAUCGAAUCUGCACUAUGUACUGGGACGACAAGUAUGCAACCCAGAGUGUGUCCAACGAGGUAGUUAAUCAAAUGAGGGAAAUUGUGAGCAUGGACAAUCAGAGUUUGACAACUAAUUCUUUCUUGUUGGACGAUGAUAUGAGCAUUCCUUUUUCUGCUGAAGACAUAGAUAUGGCAAUCCCUGCUAUAAAUACUGAUGAUAUUGAUCCCCCAGCAUUUUUGUGCGAAUAUCCCUGUGCCCAGUUUCUUAUUUUACAUGAGAAAUAAUUGAUCUACACUACAAUUGGAAGAUCGUUUGAAACUCUGCUUCAAUAUGUGAUCUCUGGAAUUAAAUGAGUGCACAGCCCAGUGGGAAAUGUUUUCCCAUUCAAAUGGACAGCAACCUUAGUUGUCAUCAGAUUUAUCGGUCUCGUCACUGAUGCACUUGGUACUCAUGAUAUUAAUUACCAUUCAGAGGUGGAAGAAUGAUUCUCUUGGUUUAAUUUGUAAUUUCUCUUAUGAUUACAAUUAAACCAGCAAAACUCUAAUUAUCUAAAGAUAGGAUAACAGAAAAGUUUUUGACGUGCUGCUUCUAUUAUUAUGUAACUCAUCUUAUUUGUAUUCAUCAUUUUUGUUGUAUUCUAUGUAGAUAUGCAAUUGUAAUCAGAGCCUUGGCCAAAGAAAUUAAAUGAUGUUUCUUCAUUUAUGUAAAAAUGCUGAACUUCAGCCAUCCGUCUCACAG
Messenger RNA from Vigna unguiculata (cowpea), 5305 nucleotides. Its product is annotated as myosin-15-like. NCBI's taxonomy places the organism in Eukaryota, Viridiplantae, Streptophyta, Magnoliopsida, Fabales, Fabaceae. Gene Ontology annotation, molecular function: ATP binding; actin filament binding; microfilament motor activity. Gene Ontology annotation, biological process: actin filament organization. Gene Ontology annotation, cellular component: actin cytoskeleton; membrane; cytoplasm. The record is from RefSeq and is a predicted model, not a curated record.